Molecule: messenger RNA, 714 nt
Organism: Aplosporella prunicola CBS 121167
Lineage: Eukaryota; Fungi; Ascomycota; Dothideomycetes; Botryosphaeriales; Aplosporellaceae
Exons: 1
Coding region: 26-241 (71 amino acids)
Source: RefSeq, a predicted model, not a curated record
CACUGACGGUGAUGGCGAUGUCAAGAUGGAGGAUGGUGACAAAGACAAGGAGGACAAGGAGGACAAGGAGGACAAGGAGGACAAGGACGCCCAGGGCGAAGAGUCUGGCUCUGUCGAUGAUGAUGAGCGCGACGAGGAGUCCAGCAAGACUGUGGCUGACAAUGCGACCAACGAGGCCAAGGAUUCCAAGGAUGCAGAAGGCGAUAACAAGAUGGUCGGAGAGGCUGGACUGGAGCUUUGAGCUUCGAGCUUUGGGCUUGAAUGUGGUCAGUCAUCUGGGUGUGUCAACAUGAUCCCUCCUGUGGCUAUGUUGAUCAACUGAUUGACCACUCUGCUCUCUUACGACUGACUGGUCUCUUAACGACUGCGCUCUUACGGCCGCGCCUUUGAUACUCUGCUUUCUCUUUCCUUUUCUUUCCUUUUCUUUUCUUUUCUUUUCUUUUCUCAUGACGACGACUUUCGCGGAGCGACCAUGGUCCUGCGCCGGCAGCGUAUCUAGAUAGAUGGCUAGCUGUCGCUGGUGAUGGAUGACGAUCAAAUACGACUUGCGGAUACAUGACUGAUGGCUCAAUGGACGCACCAUCAUGCAGAGCCAAUCAAAAAUCAAUUGCUUUCCCUUAUGCUGUGCCUUGCUUUGCUGUGAUGGAUUGCUUUGUGUGCGAAGUGAAGCAUUGUUAGCGUUGCCUUUAUACUUGCCACUUGUCCGUACAUCCC